GGGGCGGGGCUGGCAUUCGAACGGUCUCACUCAGCCGGCGGCAGCGGAUCUAGCAGUGUCAGCUCCUUCUAUCUUCCCAUCUCUCGAAAAACCUCCCGCCUCUUUCCAGAUCUGAAAAAUGGAAGAAGAAAUUGCAGCCCUUGUCAUUGACAAUGGUUCUGGUAUGUGCAAAGCAGGCUUUGCUGGAGAUGAUGCUCCUCGUGCUGUGUUCCCCUCAAUUGUUGGGCGCCCACGCCACCAGGGUGUUAUGGUUGGUAUGGGCCAGAAAGAUAGCUAUGUAGGAGAUGAAGCUCAAAGCAAGAGAGGUAUCUUGACCCUGAAGUACCCUAUUGAACAUGGUAUUGUCACCAACUGGGAUGACAUGGAGAAAAUCUGGCAUCACACUUUUUACAAUGAGCUUCGUGUUGCCCCAGAGGAACACCCUGUUUUGCUUACAGAAGCUCCUUUGAAUCCCAAGGCCAACAGAGAGAAGAUGACACAGAUCAUGUUUGAGACCUUCAACACUCCAGCCAUGUAUGUGGCUAUCCAGGCUGUGCUGUCCCUCUAUGCCUCUGGUCGUACCACUGGUAUUGUAAUGGACUCUGGAGAUGGUGUCACACACACUGUGCCCAUCUAUGAGGGUUAUGCCCUUCCUCAUGCCAUCCUGCGACUUGAUUUGGCUGGCCGUGACCUCACAGACUACCUCAUGAAGAUUCUGACAGAAAGAGGCUACAGCUUCACCACCACAGCCGAAAGGGAAAUUGUGCGUGACAUAAAGGAGAAGUUAUGCUAUGUUGCCUUGGACUUCGAGCAGGAGAUGGCCACUGCUGCUUCCUCUUCCUCUCUGGAGAAGAGCUAUGAAUUGCCUGAUGGUCAGGUGAUCACCAUUGGAAACGAGAGGUUCAGGUGUCCAGAGGCCCUCUUCCAACCAUCUUUCCUUGGUAUGGAGUCCUGCGGCAUUCAUGAGACCACUUUCAACUCUAUAAUGAAGUGUGAUGUAGAUAUCCGAAAAGACCUGUAUGCCAACACAGUAUUGUCUGGUGGUACCACAAUGUACCCUGGAAUUGCAGACAGAAUGCAGAAGGAGAUCACAGCACUGGCUCCUAGCACUAUGAAGAUCAAGAUCAUUGCUCCUCCUGAGCGCAAAUACUCCGUCUGGAUUGGUGGAUCCAUCCUUGCAUCUCUCUCUACCUUCCAGCAGAUGUGGAUCAGCAAGCAGGAAUACGAUGAGUCUGGCCCAUCCAUUGUCCACCGUAAAUGCUUCUAAAUGGACUAUUGGCAGAAGUGCAGCAUUUGCUGCAUGAGUUUUUCACCAGUAUAAAUUUGCCUGGGCAAAUGUAUACACCUCAUGCUAGCCUCAUGAAACUGGAAUAAGCCUUCUCUUCAAAACAUUGUCAUUGGGAAGCCUGUCUCCAAUAAUCCUGUGAGGAUGUCUACCUGUUGCUGAUAUGACCCUGUACUCAAGUUAACUGUUCCCUUUGUACAUAGCAGUAUAACCGUACCCUAUACACAUCUGGCCUAGGACAGGUGGUAUUCACAAAGGUUUAACUUGGUGUCUGUAACUUCCUGGGGCAGUGGUCUCAGUGUAACCAGCAAAGUUACAAUGGAGUUUGAGGCUAGAUCUGUACAGGGUAACAAAAGAUCAGAAUUCCACUACACAAAGCGCUAAUAAUUCCAGGUCACUAUUGUUGAGGCUGGCAAGAGUUUGUGAAAAGGAUGGCCAUUUUUGUCUUGCCACUGUUCCUAGCGGGGUUGGAAACAUAUCGCAUCCAAGCCUUAUGAACCUGUUUUUCUUUUCUUGCCCUCCUGUAUUCUAGCAAGACAUCACAGGGCAAAGUUGCUCAACUUGAGUUGCUCCAAUGUUUGCAUUGACACCUGUAAAUUUAAUCAUCAGGUUUAAUUUAUGUAAGAUUUUUUGUACGUUGCCUUAAUGUUGUCACAUGACAGUAGAAAACCAAAAUUUGUAAGUCAUCCUGAAGUUGAGAAGUGUAAUGCCCAACACGUCAUUGUGAAAGGAAAAUAAAGCGCUGCAGUAAAUGAAA
Molecule: messenger RNA, 2021 nt
Organism: Rhineura floridana
Lineage: Eukaryota; Metazoa; Chordata; Lepidosauria; Squamata; Rhineuridae
Gene: ACTG1
Product: actin gamma 1
Exons: 6
Coding region: 119-1246 (375 amino acids)
Source: RefSeq, a predicted model, not a curated record